This is a messenger RNA of Paramacrobiotus metropolitanus, 1884 nucleotides long. Its product is annotated as relaxin receptor 1-like. Gene Ontology annotation, molecular function: protein binding. The record is from RefSeq and is a predicted model, not a curated record. Bases 560 to 1855 code for a protein of 431 amino acids. Gene Ontology annotation, cellular component: extracellular matrix. The transcript has 3 exons. NCBI's taxonomy places the organism in Eukaryota, Metazoa, Tardigrada, Eutardigrada, Parachela, Macrobiotidae.
CGCUUUUAGGAGACAGAAAAAUUGAAUUAAGAAUUUGCAAUGCACAGUGCUCUAAUUUUUCCUUUUCGCUAACUAUUGAUUUCCUUCUGGCAUCCUAGCAAUUUCCGUGCCAAGCACUCACUGUUAAAUUGGUCCUUAACUAUUCAAAUGAGCAACGGCAAUGCAGUUCCCAUAAUGCAAUACAUAGUAUUCCAGUUGGUUGCUGGCGUCUUUAAAUGUUAAAUUGAUCAGAACUGUACGGGCCAGUAAAACAACGAAUUAGAAAAAUCUCUUCUUAACGAUCAGCCCAUCAGCCGCACAGUGGCACAGCACAGUCGCAUACUUGGGAUCCAUUACGCUCCGUUCAUGUCCGCACUUUAAAACGUCGCUUUGCAUGCAUAAACUCGGCGUAUAACUUUGGGACGACAAGAUACAUGCAAAUGUAACUAGCUGCUUAAAAUAGCCGCGUCGUCGCUCUGUGAAUGAUGAUGAUGCCCGUUUGAUCUGUUUAGUCUGCUUGACAUUUUGCGUUUAAAAUUUCAUAUUUCGUCGCUUGGGAUGAUAAUGUACACCAUGCAAUAUGCACGACACUUACGGGCGAUUCAUCGUCAUUCGGUUGCUGAGUUUUUCAGCAUUACUGGCGGACUUCCUGACGCAGGCGGUCGCUGAUACCUGUCCAUGGCAAUGUACAUGCACAGAAUUCAUCCACAAAACAUCCGCUGUUGGCUUCGAGGUGUCAUGUAACGGAAGAGACCUAAAACUUCUUCCGGUAUUUCCGCGUAAUACACUGACGAUCGACAUUUCCGGAAACAAAUUUACCAAAAUCCCGACAAAUUUUUUUCCUCGUUUGACCCAUCUGCACUCGCUAUGGUUGGACAAUAAUAAAAUUGCAACUAUUGAACCGUUUUCGUUUCGUGGGAUGCAAAAUUUGGAAGUGGUAUCAAUAAGGAACAAUAAGGAAUUGAAUUACCUUUCCAAAUUCUCCUUUUCCGGGUUGCGAUACGUUCACCGGCUGAUCAUAACGGAUAAUAACAUUUCCUGGAUAGAGAAGAACGCCUUUUACGCCACAGCCUAUGUGGACACGAUCGCCCUGUAUGGCAACCCAAUACAGGAACUGCGCCCGGCAGCCUUCAACAAUCUCAAGUAUAUCCAACAUUUCCGGCUGCCAGUCGGCAUAACCACCAUAAUUCCCGGAUCCUUUGCCGGCUUGUCGUUGGUGCAGGACCUGACAAUCGAGAGUUUAAAUAUUACACUCUUCCGGCCUGACACGUUCUUUAAUCUGACCGAUAUUACGCAUUUACGCAUUCACGACUCCGCCAUCCACGCACUGACCACGCCCCGCGCCUUGGCCGGCAUGGAGCGGAUUAAUGCACUGAUAUUCGGCCGGUGCACCAUCGGGGAGGUGGGACCGCAGAUCUUUGAGGAAUUCGAUAAAGUGGCCAAGUUGCAGUUUGAGCGCAAUCAUUUUGUCAAAAUACAGGAAAACUUUCCCGGUUCCUUGGCCCGCGUGGCGGAUGUGGUGGAAUUUCAUGAAAAUGACGCGGAUUGUUGUAGCAUUGAUGUGGAUUAUGUACAUCGCUGGCAACAGCUGGCCAGGACAUCGCUGGUGGUUAGUGAGUUCUUGCACGGGAUCAUGUGCAUUGCGCCAAAAUGGGUGUUCGAGGAGAGCUUGUUUACGGUCAACAUGUCAACGCUGCGAAAUGCGUGUAGCGGUGCGCUGGACCGACAAUACCAGGCUGAACUGGAUGGCCGGGAAAAACAAAGACCGGCAUUGAGUGAAUUAUAUAAAGCGAAGAAUUCUUGUACAUUACUGUUAUGCGAAGCGUUUUUUAUUUUAGUUUCCAUGUUAAUUGUUAUCAUGCGCCCAGACGUAUAGAUUUUGGGCUUGGAUUUAAUCUGUGAUAA